Neoarius graeffei (lesser salmon catfish) is the source of this 4248-nucleotide messenger RNA. RefSeq names its product plexin-C1-like. Gene Ontology annotation, biological process: regulation of cell shape; regulation of cell migration; semaphorin-plexin signaling pathway involved in axon guidance. The coding region runs from base 476 to 3316 and encodes 946 amino acids. The transcript is spliced from 17 exons. Gene Ontology annotation, molecular function: protein binding; semaphorin receptor activity. Lineage: Eukaryota; Metazoa; Chordata; Actinopteri; Siluriformes; Ariidae. The record is from RefSeq and is a predicted model, not a curated record. Gene Ontology annotation, cellular component: semaphorin receptor complex.
CCGAAUAUGCGCACUUCUCUAUUAUUAGUCCGCUAAAAGCAGUUUAUAGAGUGUCUGAGUGCUCAGGAGGCUUUAAACAGGAGUCGAACGAUACAUUUUUAUAUCAAAACCAAGCGCUGCUGGAAAAAGGAAACAAAAAUGAUACAGUUAACAACUUCAAAGACAACUUUACCAUCUGUAAAUGCUGGAAGAAAUAAGAGAGGAGUCCAUGGUCUGGAGGCUGCUUUAUGAUGUGGUGAAGUUGGGGGUCAGUUUCAGCAGCUCCUGGUGCUCAGGAGAGAAGCUUUUUGGUUUGAUUUUGUUAAAGAUUAAGCACCAGGUCAUCAUCACUUUGUGGAAAGCUCGCGUAAUGAUACUGAGUUUAAUGAGAGCUUAAAAUUAAUGUUGGGUUAAAUUCGUGAACUUUUUUUUUUUUUGCGCAUCUUUUAUUUGUGUAAAGACGAGUGAAGGCGGCUGAAGGUUCCAGGAUUAUACCAUGGAUAUCCAUGGAUCAUACACCACGAGGACUGUUUUAUUCGGACUGUUUAUUCUCUUAAAAGGAGCAGUUUGCACAUCUGGAUACACCUUUAACGGUGUGAUCAGACACUUUGCUGUGGGGAACGACAAGGUGUUUGUUGCUACCGACUCUCGGCUCUAUCAGAUGAAGCACGAUCUCGUACAGGAAAAGAUUAAAGACAUAAAAAGGUUAAACAGCAGGCACCAGAACGCAGUGAGCAUCUUGUUACCUUUCGAGAAGAACGCAAGUGUGAUCAUCUGCGGCAACUCAGACUGCGGCUACUGCGAGGUCCUGGAUAUAACCGAUAUAACCCGAACCAUCUACAGGGAGGAAGACAUGCCGGUUGGACAACUUAUCAAUGAAUCAUCUGUUGCGUUCAUUGUUGAUGUUCCAAAGUCUGAUAACCUUGCAUACAUCUUGGUGGGGAGUAAGGAUAAGGAUAAGGAUGGUGUGGAGCAUGAAUGUCUAGUUUUCAAUAAUGGUGUGACAUUGCUCAACACUCACCAAAGUCAGCGAGGUGGCAUUUUUUCUCAACUUGACUCAACUGCAGUUGAAGCCAACAUUAAAAUUCCUGAUGUUGAGUGGGUCGACGGUUUCCAGGUACCUUCACAGUUUCAGUCCUACCUCUUCGCCAACACUGGGUGGAGAUCAAGCAGCCCAAAUAAAGUGGUUUUAUUCAAGAUGGAUAACAACAAUAAAAAAUCAGAAAUGACAGAAUCUUUGAAAGUUGCGACUUUAAGCUGCUGUGAGGGCCAAGCUCCCUCAAAACUUGUGUCUUCUACCUUUAUCUUGUUUGAGUCUUCUCUUUUAUGGAUGGGAAUAUUCCGUGCAGAACAACCACACAAUCCUGAGAACAACACUGCUUUGGCUAUUUACAACAUUACUGGCAUCAAACUUGAGGAUCCUCCUCAAGAAAUCACAUGUAACCCAUCAUGUGGCUCUCAGAAAGAUAACGGAAAGCCUGCUGUACCACUUGCUGUGGUAUUCAAACACAAUUCAAUGACAUCUGUGGCAGCGAGAAGGAAAGGGUCUUGGACUGCGCUGUUCAUUGGAACGGCAAAUGGGCAACUGAUAAAGCUUGUGCUAGACAGAAAUUACAGACCUGGCUGUGUACAAGUGCUAUACAGAUCUGAUGAUGACAGGAUGGUGUUUCCCAGAAUGCACUUUGACCCACUGGAUCAUAAUUACAUCUACAUAGCUUUGAGAAAUCAGAUUAACCGUAUUGCAGUAACUCAGUGUGAUAAAUAUAAGACAUUGAGAGACUGUAUUAGCAGCAUGGACCCUUUCUGUGGCUGGUGUGGGAUCAACAACAGAUGUUGUAUACAGGAGGAAUGUCCAGGGUCACCUUGGAUCUCCAUUUCUAAAGAUGGUUUUCAGAAAGAGCUGGUUUUCUUUCAGGUGGUUUCUGUGACCCCUGGAGAGAUCAAUCUGAAUCUACACCUGUACCUGGAUGCCACAGAAAGUCUUCCCUUGACAUGUACAUUCCAGGCCGGAAAUGUGGUUCUGUGUAAUAUGUCCAGUCCAGUUCCCAAAUGCUCCUGCAAUUUCUCUGAAAAGCGACUAUCUUCUGAUGGACUCCCUAUUAACGUGAGGGUCAAUAUCAGCAGUCAGACUUUCAUAGAGACCCUGACAGUGAGGAACUGCCCAAAAAUCACAGAGAAUGUGAAGUCAGAUGCUCAGUGUACAGCCUGUGUCUCAGCUGGGUGUUAUUGGAACAGCAGCAGCAGGAAUUGUACCUGGAUUCCUGUAUCUGCAAUGAAUGAAUCCAUACAAGACAUAUGCAGCGAAUCAUCCUCUGAGGGAAACUACACGCCAGAGAUCCUCUCUCUGCAGCCAAAUGAAGUGUCCUUUCAUGGCAAAAACAAUGCCGAGAUAAAGGGAAAGAAUCUGGAACUGGUUAAGAGAAUUCGCUUCCAAGGUUAUAUGGAGUGCGCUUCAAAGGAGAAAUCAGUGUUGGAGCGCUCUGCGGACACCCUGAAGUUCCGUAUUCCUGAUGGAAACAAAGGAACCGCGAAGGUGUGUGUGGUGACAGAAGAUGGACGCUGUCAUAGUAGUGCCAUCGUUACAUAUUAUUCCCUGCCCACCUGUACUGAACUGCAGCCUGGAGUCACCUGGUCCAGUGGUGAGAGGAAGAUUCACGUGUCGGGGAGCAAUUUAAAGUUUGUGGAUGCAGUUGAAAUUCAUACAUCUUCCAGUGAGAUCUUCCACAGCCAAGACAACAAGACCUUUUGGUUUCACGCUCCUAAUCAAAGAAAAUUCAGCGAUGCUGGGCCAUCCACUGUCUCACUUAGGGUGGUGAACUCAACAGUGGUCUGUCCAGUUAAUCUCAUUUACCAACCAGACCCAGAAUUCACCAGCUUCACUGCCUCUGAAGUGGGCAAUGACAUGCUGGUCAUCAUACAGAAAACGGAGGACUUAUUGAAUUUGACUAAAGCGGAUCUAAAUGUGUGGGUCUCACAGGACCAAAAACGGUUUGAGUGUAUAAUAGAGGUAGUUGAGCCCACUGUUGUGAUCUGUAAGAUUUCAGGAGCUCAGGAUAAUAAAAUCAAGGUGGACUCACUCAAGAUAGAGUUUGGCAAGGGUCCCAGAAUUGAACUGAGAGCAGGGAGUGGUAUGAGAUAUCAAUAUCUCACACUUGUCACGUUAAUCAUUUUGAUUCUUCUUGGUGCUGUUGCUGGAGUAUUUAUCCACCGUAAGAGCCAGCAGCGGAUGAAUACACAAAUGAAUAAACAUCCGGAAACGCUGGAGAAUGAAAUCAGAAUGGAGAGCAGACAAGCUCUUACAGUGACCUCACCAACAACCUCCACAGGGCAGGAGUGAAGGUAUCACAAGUCACUGUUUGAAGAAGACUUCAAGAGCAGAAAUAUAGAGGCCAUACCACAAGAUGCAAACCACUCAUCAGCAGUAAGAAUCAGAAGGUCAGAUUGGAAUUCACAAAGAAAUACAAAGAUGAGCCACAAAAUUUCUGGAAGCAAAUUAACCUCUACCAAAUUGAUGGAAAGGUCAAAGUGUGGAGAAAGAAAGGAUCUGCUCCUGAUCCAAAACAUAUGAGCUCAGGAGACAAGCACAGUGGAGGCAGUGUCAUGGCUGAGGUUUGUAUGGCUGCUUCUGGAUCAGACUAAAUAAUCUUUAGGCCAAACAAAAUAAUAUAUGUGUUUCCUGUUUCCUGGGUUUUCAAAAUAGGGUAGGUAGGUAGGUAGGUAGGUAGGUAAAACAAAUUUAUUUAUCCCAAAAGUUUACAACAAAUUUUCUAGGGUAGGUAGGAAAAAGUGAGAAGUUCCCUUUGAAAGCUUUUUUUUUUUUGCAAAAUACUCGUUCAAAACUAAACCUAGUGAUCAGAUAUCGUUGAUGAUAUAAGGAUGCACUUGUAUAUAAAUUGUUCUAAUGAUGAUGGCAUAGUUUCAUUUUCCAGGUAAAAUGGGAAUAUUUUGGUGGAUGAUCUAUUUGGUGGUGGCCAGAGUGGUGGUGGUGGUCCAGUACCUAGAUCUAUCCCUUCAGUUCUGAACAUUUCCAAAAUAUAUUUUUAUAUACUAGUGGGGACUUUCAUACUUAAAACUGAUGUCUUGUGUGUUUAUCAAAAUUGGGUGCAUGCCUAACAUCUCGGCCUUAAUGACAUUAUAUUUGCUUCAUGUUUUUUCUUAUUCUGUCUAUGAAUGCAAUGUUCACUUAUGUUGUUCUAAUGAAUACAGCUGCUCCGUGCCAUUUUCUUUAUUUGAAAAGAAACUAAAUUUCCUAUAUUUAAGUUUCCUGUU